This is a messenger RNA of Brugia malayi, 171 nucleotides long. The record is from the annotation of a RefSeq genome assembly. Lineage: Eukaryota; Metazoa; Nematoda; Chromadorea; Rhabditida; Onchocercidae.
AAAGGUAAUAUAAUAACUCCAAAAUCGAUACUUGAUACAUACGGUGCAGAUGUAGUGCGUUAUUGGACAGCAGACUGAAGGCUUGGAGUUGAUACAGUCUACUCUGAAAACAUAUUCAAAAUUGGCAAGUGCUUGGUUACAAAACUUUUCAAUGCCAGCAAGUUUGUUUCU